AGCUUUUCUUUUCUCUCUCUCUCUCUCUCACUGAUCAGCUGUUGUAAAGGGGAUGGUGACGUGUUUUCCGCUCUCACACCCGACAUUACAACAACAAGGCAGGGGAGCCGAGCUGGGACGAAGAGACGACGCUACCAGAAGAGUAAGCAGAAAGCCAAGGACUAUCACCAGGAGAAUUCCUACUAAUCUAGCUGGAAACCAGCAACAGGUCUACAGAUGGAGCAGAUGUUGUAGAGGGGGAACCGUUCCCCCUUACCCACAGCAGGGACUGUUUUAGGUGUAGUGCAGGGCCCAGAAUGGACAGAAUUUAAGGGUGCUUUCUCCUCAGGUGUGUCCUGAGUUGUAACACUAACGGUUCUUCAGAGCCCUCCCUGCUAAUAAUAUGAGCCAUGGACUCUGGGACAGUUGAUAGUCCUGUAACCCUGGUCAUUAAGGCCCCCAACCAGAAGUAUGAAGACCAGACCAUUAACUGCUUCCUCAACUGGACCGUGGAGAGGUUGAAGAGUCACAUCUCCAAUGUGUACCCUAGUAAGCCACUAUCCAAAGACCAGCGGCUGGUGUACUCAGGGAGGCUGCUCCAAGACCACCUGCAGCUCAGAGACGUGCUCAGAAAGCAGGAUGAAUAUCACAUGAUGCAUCUAGUAUGUACGUCUCAUAGUCCCCCAGGCUCGCCCAUGCCUCGAAGUCCUUCCAGCUCAUCUGCCUCUGAUUCCAGCAGUUCAGACAGCACUGGCUCCACCUCCCCUGCCACCACACCAAAUCAGGACAGCCAGCCAGGUUCUUCCCCUUCGUCCUCCUCUUCUGUCCCUGGGAAUUAUGACGGGUUGAGGUAUCGUGGCGGUUUCCCCCAGUACAAUCCUCAGAGCGCCGCUGGUGUCCCUCAGUGGCCUGAUGCAGCCCAGGUCGCUUUCCAAGGCGGCCUUCCUGCCAACAUGCCCCCCCACCCCAUGUACAUGCCAAUGCAGAUGCUGUGGUGGCAGCAGAUGUACGCUCGUCAUUACUACAUGCAAUAUCAAGCAGCAGUAGCCGCCUCUCAGCCUCCCAGCGCCUCUCCUCCCUCUUCCCCCUCACCCCUCCAGCCCCCUCAACCCAACGAAGCCGUGCAGCCGCCGCUGGGGCCCAACCAGGCCCCCAACCCCCUACCGGAGAACCAGCCUGCCAACCCCAUCCAGAUGAACGCGCAGGGCGGUGCGGUGUUGAACGAUGACGAGCUGAACCGUGACUGGCUGGACUGGCUGUACACAGUGUCUCGCGCCGGCGUCCUGCUCAGCAUCGUCUACUUCUACUCCUCCUUUAGCCGUUUCAUCAUGGUGGUCGGUGCCAUGCUGCUCGUCUACCUGCACCAGGCUGGUUGGUUUCCCUUCAGGCCAGAGCAGCAGAACCUCAGAGGAGCAGAAAGGGCUGGGGCUCCUCAGGAGGAAGCAGAGAGACACCAGGACAUGCAGGAAAUGGAACGUCUGAUGGACGAAGGGAUAGAGGAUGAUGACAGUGGUGAAGAAGGAGGUGGUGGACUGGAGGACCAGGCCCAGGCUGCUGCUGCUGCAAUCCCCGAACCAAGUUUCCUCACCACCGCAUGGUCCUUCAUCAGCACCUUCUUCACCUCGCUAAUCCCUGAGGGACGAAACCACGCUGCCAACUAGGUAGACCCCCUGCCUCUCCUCUUGCCAACAGGUACCGCGCUGCAGAGAUUCCCAGCCUUCACCUUUACCGCCUCAAAUACCCAUUUUACCCCAAAAGCGUCUUCACAUACCCCUAUGUGGUCAAAUACCCAUCUCCCCCAGGCCACGCUGUCCAACCCAGCCUGUCAGCAACAGACCUCCUACCUGCUGCUAACAAAUGAAGUGGAAGAGCAGAUGCAGAGUGUCGCUGCAGGGAGUACGAAAGCAAAAGGAACUUUUAGAAAAGAAAUGUCACAAUGUGUUAAUGGAGUAAAUGCUUCAGCUGUGAAAGUUUCUGUUUUUCUUUUAUCGAUCAUGAAUUCAUCGAGACGUGGCGAUGACGAGAGACGUCAGAAGGAGCUGUCGUCGAUUUUGAGCAGUGACAAGGUCAACUUUUCAAAGGGGUGUGAGCCAGAUGGAAAAAAUACACAGUUCUUCCCAGAAUGAUUGGGAGAUGCGUGUCUUUAACAAAUCAUGAAAAAAAAACCCAUACACACACCUGAAGACAUUUUCAUGUAUGCAUACGAUGUGCAUAUGGACAUUGCAGCCACUGAAGCACAUUGUUUUCCCACUUUGUGUAUUUGAGUAUAUCUAUUUACACAUGUAAGUAUAUGCAUCUUUAAUUCCUGAAUAUAAGCUUUUUUUGAAUAAAAAUCUUGCUGCAGUUUGA
Molecule: messenger RNA, 2328 nt
Organism: Amphiprion ocellaris (clown anemonefish)
Lineage: Eukaryota; Metazoa; Chordata; Actinopteri; Pomacentridae
Gene: herpud2
Product: HERPUD family member 2
Exons: 9
Coding region: 390-1640 (416 amino acids)
Biological process (GO): endoplasmic reticulum unfolded protein response
Molecular function (GO): protein binding
Source: RefSeq, a predicted model, not a curated record